CCAGCUCGCGAUAGACAUGGCAGCAGCAAGCAUGAGCGACACCAUGCCCAGCGGCAGUGAAGCCUUCCUGGCCUCCACAGUCCUCUUGGGCAGCAUCCCACACUACAUUGUGCUGACACAACGAGCCCUCUACACCACCAACCUCACCACACGCUCCGACGUCCUCCGGGGCGAGAACCCGUUCUCACCGUUUGGGGCCUCAUCAGCAACGGAUGGAACCGCCAACCCGCGGUUUAGGCUCUACUGCAUUAUCGACGACGAGCGGCGAGGCGGAGCGCGAUCGCCGGUGCAGUACGAGCUCGAGGUGCUGCACAUGCCGCAAAUCGACGCUCUGGCGGGAGGAGACGGCAGGAGUGGCGUGAGUGGCGGGGCGCUCGAGGCGACGAAGCACUGGGUGACGUGCCUCAACACGGUUGCCCGCGACGGUGUGCUGGGCGAUGACGAGCCGCUGCGGCGGUCGGUGCUGAUUCUCGUCAAUCCGUUUGGCGGGAAGAAGAAAGCGACGCAGACCAUGGUCGACGAGGUCAUGCCCAUCCUGCUGGCCUCGGGCCUUGCGGUCGAUGUCAUUGAGACUCAGGCGCAGGGCCACGCGGUCGAGCUGGCGCGGACGGUGGAUUUGGAUGCGUACGACGUCAUUGCCACGGCGUCGGGCGACGGCCUGCUCCACGAGGACGGUGGCGCCGACGGUGGCCGCCGAUGUUUUGACGCCGUCUCACUGGCGGUCAUUCCGACGGGCUCAGGCAACGCGCUCGCCAACUCGAUUGGCGUCUUGACAGCCAUUGACGCCGCGUACACGCUGGUCAAGGGCAAGCCGCGGAGGAUCGACGCCAUGCGGCUUGAGCAGCCCGAAGUUGGAGUCAGCAUGCAUGCGCUUGUGCUCUUCGAGUGGGCGCUCGUGGCUGACGUUGACUACUACUCGGAGCAGCAUCGGUGGAUGGGCGACCUGCGGUUUGACUACGAGGGCCUCAAGCGCAUCCUCAAGCUCGACAAGUACACUGCCGACCUCUCGUUUGCGUACUCGGCGCGCUACGUUGGCGGCAAGCUGGUUCUUGGUGCUGACGGCGAGCCCGAGUCGGGCGAGCUCGCCCUCGCCGACGAGGACUUUCAGAUCUUUGCGCUCGCCAACUGCGCGUACCAGGCAAAGACAACGCAGAUUACUCCGCUGGCGCAAGUUGAUGAUGGCACGAUGGAUCUCGCCUUUGUGCGGUCGAUCUCGCGGGCGCAGCUGCUCAAGUUCUUCACCAAGGUUGCAACCGGCAAGCACGUGGCGCACCCGGCCAUCGAGUACUACAAGGUCACUCAUCUCAUCCUCGAUCCGCAGCCCAAGCCCGGGGCCAAGAUCGGCGUCGACGGCGAGUUCAUCGGCUACUCGCGAGUCAUUGCAACCGUCGUUCCGCGCAUGAUCCCCUUUCUUAUUGUCGACGACAUGCUCCAUGCUGUUGUCGCCGACUCUGCCCAGUCGGUUGCCGAGGCUGCUGCCGCUGCGUCGCACUGAUGCCUGUGCCGCGGUGCUGGUCCGGUGCCAGUG
Messenger RNA from Thecamonas trahens ATCC 50062, 1528 nucleotides. RefSeq names its product sphingosine kinase 1. Gene Ontology annotation, biological process: sphingosine biosynthetic process. Gene Ontology annotation, cellular component: cytoplasm; membrane; intracellular membrane-bounded organelle. Bases 17 to 1495 code for a protein of 492 amino acids. NCBI's taxonomy places the organism in Eukaryota, Apusomonadida, Apusomonadidae. The record is from RefSeq and is a predicted model, not a curated record. The transcript is spliced from 3 exons.